Messenger RNA from Pocillopora meandrina, 2246 nucleotides. NCBI's taxonomy places the organism in Eukaryota, Metazoa, Cnidaria, Anthozoa, Scleractinia, Pocilloporidae. The record is from the annotation of a GenBank genome assembly.
ACCCAGAAGAGGCGUAAUUGUGGACGUUCCAAGCAUGGCCGUGGGCAUGUCAAGUUUGUUCGUUGUACAAACUGUGCACGUUGUGUUCCUAAGGACAAGGCUAUAAAGAAAUUUGUCAUUAGGAAUAUUGUGGAGGCAGCUGCAGUCAGGGAUAUAGCUGAUGCCAGUGUGUACGAAGGUGAGAUUGUUAUGUAAAUUUUUUUAAAUAUUGAAUUUUUCUUCUUUUAAAGAUGUUCUGAAAUGACAUACUAGCAACUUUAUAGACUGUUACAGAAAAACAGGGGAAGUUAGAUAAAUUUAUAUAUUUUUGUACACAGAGUUUGAAAUUGUGUCACUGCUAUAUCCAGCUAUUCCAGGAAAAACUUCCUAUGGAAUAUUUAGGCUCUUUUUCCAGGUUUUCCAGGUUGAAAAACUAUAAAACAGUGUGUUGCAUUUUCAUGUAUUUCAAAUACUAACAAGGAUCAUACAGUCUUUCUUAAACCUUAAUAUGUAUGAGUGUUUUUUGUUCCCUUUUUUGCACUUGAGACAUCCGUGGCGUUGCCUUGGUCACUUUCUUUUUUUUGUGGCUUCCAAGUUAUUGUUAUCACCACUUCCAUCACACUUUAAAGGCUCAUACUAACAAAGAUUAUUAAAAUCACAAUUGAAAAGUUUUCAUGGAAGGCAAAGUGGAUCAACCAUAUUCGUUUGCCAUUAGGAGAACAGUAGUUUCAGUGUUAUUCCACAGGUGAUUAUGAAAAAAAAAAAAAAAAAACUAUAAAUUGUGGUCUAUUUCGUCACUCCCAACCUGUCACACAUCAAAGAACAGAUGCAUAAGGUCUUGUACUUAGAUCACUUGGUCAAUAUGCAACCUGCACUUGGCAAAAGUGAAAACUGAACUAAUCUAUAGAAGUUGUAGUAGUCAAGUCAAUGUUUGUUGGCUAGAAAGUUUUAAAUGGCUUAAAAUGGCCAGCAUAAAGCCAAUUGCAGUCAGUGUGCUCUGAAAGAUAAAAACCCCUGGAAUAAUUAUCUCCUGCUGGUUGAUUAUAGGGAGAUACAACAAUGUAGGAAGUAUUGUGAGACCAAUCAGAUGGCUUGCAUCUCUUUAUUCACCUGAGCAAUGAUACCAAAAUGAAGUUAGAUAAUGUGGCAGCACCACAGAACAGAUCUCCUUCUAGACUACAGUGGUUUAUGAACUUUUCACAGACUACAAGGAAAGCCUUUGACACGCAACAAUGUUCCUGUUGCAUUUGUUUCCCUGUCAACUGACAUUUAGUCAGUAGUAAUUGUUUAUUCAUCAUUUGAGACUGAACCCCUAAAUCAAAUCCUGAUGCAAAAUUUUAAAAGACAAAUAAACUCAAAUUAAAAAUUCUGUCAAUUGGUUUGGUGGUUUGAUGGUGUGGUGUAUAUUUGUAACUGUAAACUUGAUCUGUAAGGACCAUAAUCCAGAACAAGUGGUAAAGUGGUAAAAUUUCUUGACAAAUUCUUCCAAAACACUGGUGACUUUAUUUGAAUUUAUUUUUUCAGUGUAUGCUCUUCCCAAACUGUAUGUGAAGCUUCACUACUGUGUCAGCUGCGCAAUUCACUCCAAGGUUGUGAGGAAUCGUUCCAAGGAAAACAGAAAAAUCAGGGUCCCUCCUCCAAGGUUCCCACGUAGGGUAAGUAUCUCUUGAUGUUCUGCCUCGAGCAAUACCUCUAGGAUGGGUACCUUCAAAAAUGAGACAUUUCAAGCAGGUCCUUGUGACAUUUUACAACUAAAAGAACCGAUAUACCUGUAUGUCGAGUUAGUCAUUUACUUUAUGUGUUGUUAUCUCCAGCUCUUACAGCCAUUCUUGUCUCUCCAAGUCUUGCUAUUUAGAUGUUAGCAAACUGUUACUGAACAUUCCAAUUAACAAGUCUCCCUUCUCCCACUCCCCCUCCUCCCCUCCCCCAAAAAUGAAGGGAAAAAACGGAAGAAACUUCACCUUCCUACAAAAAGCAUAAUCAAUUAUCUUGAGCUUAAUUUAUGGAUGAACCCUUGGGCCUUUAGUAAGGGUUUUGUUGAGAGAGAACUGACUAUUAAAUGAUUACUCUGCAUUUUUAUUGUUUCAUGACACUUUUAAAGUUUCAGACAGACGAAACAUGACUCGAACAAUUGCAAAUUACUGAACACCAGAAUUUUAGUUUUUGUUUGAGUUAUUGUUUGUUUCUUCUUAUCAUUUUAGCCUGACAAUCCUCAAGGGCAGCGUCCAGGAGGUGGUGUUGGACCACGACAAACUACAUCAUCGUAA